Molecule: messenger RNA, 2986 nt
Organism: Bursaphelenchus xylophilus (pine wood nematode)
Lineage: Eukaryota; Metazoa; Nematoda; Chromadorea; Rhabditida; Aphelenchoididae
Source: the annotation of a GenBank genome assembly
AUGACCUCGCCUGAUCUCACUGGAUUUCUCGAAGAUCCGAGUCUCACUCUUCAUUUCCUUGCCUACGACAAGUCCCCAAAGGCGUUGGAGACAGUAAAAUAUUUGUUAGACGUUGGGAAAUUCGAUGUUAAUCUUAAAGAAAGUCAAGAUCUCCUAACCCCCCUUCAUAUUGCUGCUCAUUGGGACAACCUGGCCAUGUGUCAACUCCUCAUACAUUAUGGAGCAAACCCUUUGUCCUUCAGCAGUGAUGAUCAGUGCCCAGUCGACUUGGCCACCGGAAAAUCCAAAGAGUUUUUGCAAAAGCUUUCAAAUAAACGUGGACACAGAAAAAAACAGCGAAAACUCCUAAAAUUCAUAAGGUAAGUUGAUCUUUUUUGUUUGUUAUUGAAGUUUAGGGAAUUCCUGAUUGCUCUAAGUCAAUUUUGGGAGGAAUGACCGGUCGAUUUUCGAGACUUUCACUAAAACAUCUACUAACUUUAUAUCGCCGGUAUUUUCGGAUUUUUCUGAAUUUGAUGUGGAAAUCCUUCUCAAUACGAAGAUUAGGAUCUGAAGAAUUUGAUAAAAAAAUUUCAGGCAUGUCUUCCAACCCCAUAAGACCAAGCCGGCCAAACAAUUGGCCCGUCCGCCAUCAGCGCCUCCUUCGUUUUUUUCACGCCUAGAUGGACAAGAGCCGAUAACGGAUCAAGUCUUCACGGCCGUUACGAAACGCAAUGAGCGAACGUCCAAUCAAAGCGAUCGUACGUUCUUUACGGCCACCGAAGGAAGGGGCAGGACCUUAUCCAUGGCCAGUGAAAGAUCUUUUGUUUCGGCUCCGCAGAGCACCAGAAAUUCGGUGGUUUUGAAUCAGAAUCCUGUAUUUUUGGAUUUCGAAGCCUCUCCGAACAUUACCGUAAGUUUUUAUAUUGUUUUACUGUCACUUUUAGCCGAGAGAAACACUUGACUCAAAAUGACCUUUUUGGGUCAAGUCUUCCUCUUGGUCGGAAAAUGCCCUGGAUGAUGAAUAAAGUUGUGGAUUAUAGAUGGAAGAAGCGAACCACACUCGAAUUGUCCCAACUGCACCACCUUUCUCCCCCGACGCUACCCCUAUCGCCAACCGCAGAGUGAAUAAUGGGGAAGGAGAUCAAACCCCAAUUCCAGCCCCGAGAAAUGCAAGUCUGUUGGAUAAAAAUGUCACGAAAAGAAGUCAGAAGAACGAGAAGAAUGAUUUUGAAAAGGAAGCGGAUAAUGAAGAAAAUUUGGAGCCGGUUUACGCAAAAAUUUUGCCUAAAAUAAGGUCAAGAAAUCUUCCAAAUCAGACUGACAACACAGAAGAACUCUUUAAUGCCAAGGUUGAAGAACUCAAAGCUUUGCCACUUCAUGAAUUGAGGGCAAGAAUGCUAAAAGAAGGUGUUUUGGUGGGCCCAUUGGAUACCCGCAACCGAUAUCUAUACGAAAAGAAGUUGGCCAAAGUGUUGUUGAAGCAAGAACAAGAAGAUUUGAGUUGUUUGGAAGACAAAUUUGGAGAUGUGACGGUCUCGGAAGGGAGUAAGUGAAAUUUUUUUUAAAAUAGGGUGGAGUUGAGGGGAAAAAAGGGAAUUUCUCGAAAGUUGGUCGUUGAAUUGCUAUAAAAUUUUGAUUGUAUGAGGAGUAGAGAGUAAUAGUGAGUGUGUAAAAAUUUCAGACCGCGUUUUGCAGAAAUAAUUGAGAUAUGGAAGUUUUACGUCGAAAAAGUUGAGUUUUAACCUUUUUUGUCUCAUAACUUUGUUAUUUCUGCAUAACGCGGUCUGAAAUUUUCCAAAUUUUCGUAAUAUAAUGUGCUCUGUAUAUAUGCUAAAUUUCAUCCAGAUACGAUGUUGCCAUUUUGAGAAAUUUUGGUUUUUAUUUCAAAAUUGACCUUGAUGUCUAAAAUAAUAUAAAUUUCAGUCUGAAACCACGAUUUCCCCCCGUUUUAGAGUACAGUCGUUUGUAGAAUAGUAUGUCCUGUAUGGAUGCGAAAUUUCAUCGAGAUACGAUGUUGUAAUUUUAAGAAAUUUCGGGUUUUAUUUCAAAAUUGACCUUGAUGUCUAAAAUAAUAUAAAUUUCAGUCUGAAAUCAUAAUUUCCCCCCGUUUUAGAGUACAGUCGUCAACUAGAACGAUUGCUGAAUCUAAAUGACCCAGCGACGAUGGACAUUGGCCUCAAAGAGUUGGCGAUUGUCAACGAUUUCUUCGAGAAAGCCCAAAUUUCGGGCUCAACUUACUUCGUCUACCUCCUCCUGGACCCAAGAGCCCUCAACGAAAGCCCCACAUUUUCGGAAUUUGUGGACUCUGUAUUUUAUAUUGGCAAAGGAAUCAAUUCGAGGUCGCAUUUCCAUCUGUAUGAAGCGAUUAAAUUUAAAAAUGACCCUAAAGGCAAAGAAAACAGGAAAUGCCAGCGGAUUAUUGAUAUCUGGAACGCCGGAAGAGGCGUCAUAGUACUUCAUCCGUUCAGUAACGUCAAUUCAGAUCAUGCUCUGAUAUAUGAGGGGGCAAUUAUUGCUUCAGUUGGUGAGAUUUUGGAUUUUAUGGGUAGUGUAAUGUAAAAAGUGGUGAAAACGUGAGGAUUUUGGGGGUUUUAAGGAGGAAAAAGGGUUGAUUAGGUUAUUUGACAGCCUCAUUUUGUCCAUGGAGUGUUUUUUUGGCAAGAAAAAUGAAAUUUUUAGGGUAUAUGUACCUAGUGUAAUAUAAAAAAUUGCCAAAAAGUAUUGGUUUUUGGGGGGUUUGUGAUGUGAUAUGCAUCUCAAAAGAAAGAUAAGACUAUUUUACGUCAGUAUGUUGCUUUUUACUGCAGGUUUUAAUAAGAGUUUUUCAGGAAAAUCGAAUCUAAGCAAUAUCCGAGGAGGUGAUUUCAAGCCCCCGACUGAUCGUUUCACCCAAAGAGAAAAGGAAGCCCUCGGUGCAAGACUGAUCUACAACUCUUACUGCAUAUUUGGAAACACCAUUAAGGCCGAAAUUACGGAAGCCAAGGUCGUGAUUCCCAAAUCUCCAUAA